GUCGUGGAGGUGGCUUCGGUUCAGCGGGGCCCAGGCCUGGAAAUCUGCGAGGGUCCCUUGGAGACGAAGCCUCUGCUAGGCCCUGCUCCCGGCGGCAGAGUCCACCCACCACGCCCAAGAGAACCCAGGCGCACGUCGGCACUACUGUGCCCAAACCAUGCCGGUAUCUGACCAGGCGUUCGUGACGCUGGCCACCAACGACAUCUACUGCCAGGGUGCGCUGGUUCUGGGACAGUCACUGAGGAACCAGCGUGCGACCAGGAAGCUGGUGGUGCUUAUCACCCCACAGGUGUCCAGCCUGCUCAGGGUUAUCCUCACGAAGGUGUUUGAUGAGGUAAUUGAGGUGAACCUGAUCGACAGUGCAGACUACAUCCACCUGGCCUUUCUGAAGAGGCCUGAGCUUGGGGUCACCCUCACCAAGCUUCACUGUUGGACCCUCACCCAUUAUAGCAAGUGUGUCUUCCUCGAUGCAGAUACUCUGGUGCUAUCCAAUAUCGAUGAGCUGUUUGAUAGGACAGAGUUUUCUGCAGCCCCCGAUCCCGGAUGGCCGGACUGCUUCAACAGUGGCGUGUUCGUCUUCCAGCCGUCGCUGGAGACCCAUGGCCUCCUGCUGCAGCAUGCCACCGACCACGGCAGCUUUGAUGGGGCAGAUCAAGGCUUAUUGAACAGCUUCUUCAGCAGCUGGUCAACGGCAGAUAUCCACAAGCACUUACCGUUCAUCUAUAACUUGAGCAGUAACAACGCAUACACCUACAGCCCUGCUUUCAAACGAUUCGGUUCAAGUGUGAAGGUAGUCCACUUUUUGGGGCCCACAAAGCCAUGGAACUACAAAUACAACCCCCAGAUGGGCUCGGUGUUGGAGGAGGGCUCCGGGUUGGCCAACCAGCACCAGACGUCCUUCCUUAACCUCUGGUGGAAAAUCUACCAGCACAGCAUCCUGCCUCUUUACGGAAGCUUCCGGGAUGAGGAAGAACACGCAUCUCCAGGACACUCCGCUGGCAUCGGGGAGCCAUGUGCAAAGCCAGCGGUGGGGUCCAGCCACCCUUGGCCUGCUGAGGGCCCUUCAGAGCAGACCAUGGUCACAGACGACACCCCACCCUCACCCGAGGGAUGCCAUUCAGAAGAUACGAUAGGGUGGCCUGAACUUGAGACAUCCGCUGGAGUGAGGUGUGACCCAUUGUCACCACCCUCCCCCCAAUGUGCAGACUCCUCAGGGACCCAGACCACCUCGCAGCCCAUGGAUAAAGGAGAAGGUGACCCAUCUGUGGAAAUCUUGGAACCAAGCCAGGAGCCCCCUGUGGAUGUCACCGGGGACUCCAGUCCUCAGGAUGCUUUGGAGGUUGACCUGGCCAUGUCUGUUUAUGAAAUUUCCAUCGAAGAGAAGGUCAAGGAGCCGAGUCCCGAGGAAGAGAGGAGAAAAUGGGAGGAGGGACGCAUCGAUUACAUGGGGAAGGAUGCAUUCGCCCGCAUCCAGGAGAAGUUGGACCGGUUUCUGCAGUAA
Messenger RNA from Callorhinus ursinus (northern fur seal), 1501 nucleotides. The record is from RefSeq and is a predicted model, not a curated record. NCBI's taxonomy places the organism in Eukaryota, Metazoa, Chordata, Mammalia, Carnivora, Otariidae.